Molecule: messenger RNA, 3443 nt
Organism: Annulohypoxylon truncatum
Lineage: Eukaryota; Fungi; Ascomycota; Sordariomycetes; Xylariales; Hypoxylaceae
Product: MFS general substrate transporter
Exons: 2
Coding region: 433-3276 (947 amino acids)
Biological process (GO): transmembrane transport
Molecular function (GO): transmembrane transporter activity
Source: RefSeq, a predicted model, not a curated record
CUUUUGCCUCCUCAUCGUUAUCCUCGCUCGUCGAUCAUUUUCUCCAUUCUUCUAUGUGUUUGACCGACCUCCUACUUGGGCUUGGCUGAAUUUGUUGCAACUAAGGAGCUGAAACUGAAGUUGACAUCUUACCAUUGCUAUACCGUCGCUAUCUCGACCCCGAGUUUGCUUACGGCCGUCCUCUCCCGGUCUGCGUCUUAUACCUAUACUUACACGGCACAUCAACCACGAGCUAGCACAGUAUAAUUUAAUUCAUAUUAUAUUACCCCCGUGUAGAAUGAUCACUUAGGAAGAACCAUCGCCGCCUCAUUCGGAUAUACUAUACGGUUCACCUACACUCAAGCCCGUCGUCUCGUCUCCUCUAAGGAGCCGAUACGUACUAAUGGCCUUGCAUAAGGUCUCUAGUCGUACCACGACAUCACUGUAUCGAAGAUGUCGCCAAGCAAUUUCCCCAACCGCGGUCCUACGAUCAUCGCUGUGACCUCCUGGACCCUCGCCCUAACCACUGUCGUCGUCGCUGCUAGGUUAUUCUGUCGGAUUCGUAUUGUGCGAUGUGUUACUUGGGACGACUACUUCAUUAUGGUUGCUUGGUGCAUAGCUUUCGGGCUUACCCUUUCCAUUGACAUGGCUGCUGGUAAGGGACUUGGCCGUCAUGAUACGGAUAUCCCUGAUCAAGAUUGGGUUGCCCUGCGUAACUGCGAAUAUGCCUUUUCGGUAUUAUAUAACCCAGCUUUGAUGGCGACCAAGACAUCCGUUCUAGUCUUCUACCUACGCUUAUCCAAGAACACACAAAGGGUGAUGCGGAUAGCUUCAUGGACCGUUCUAACUAUCGUCAACGUAGCCGGAGCAGUCCUGACCUUUAUCAACCUCUUCCAAUGCCGUCCGGUCGCAGCAGCAUACGAUACGCUUACUGAACCGACAUACUGCAUUCCGUUGCUUACCCAAUUCCUAUGUUCAGCGCCCGUCAAUGUUCUGACAGACCUCGCCGUAUUAGCUUUACCAUUACCCGUCCUUACUAGCAUGAGACUACCACGACGACAAAAAAUUAUUUUGAUUUUUACGUUUGCCCUGGGGGUAUUUGUCACUGUAGUUGACGUCGUCAGGAUCUAUUACCUGGAGCAAGCCAUUACUGUGACCUCUCCAACAUUCGAGACUGAGAAAGGGCCGAUUAUCGGGCACUCGCCCGAGUUUGCUUGGAACGCAUCACUCUCGCUCAUGUGGUCGUCUCUCGAAGUCAAUGUGGGCAUAGUUUGUGCGUGCAUUCCGACACUGAAACCACUCAUCCGGCGCAUCCUACCCUCCAUGCUAGUCGACCCCAAUGGAACUCGGGCAUACGACAAAGGAUCCUCGACGGAUGGGAACGGGAGUUCUAAUAAUGCCCGACCGCCAACUGCUGGCCUCUUCACCGAUGGCAACAUUACACCACCUGCCCCGGUGCAUGCCGGAACAAGGCAGGAGAGCCAAGUCUCUUCGAUCGAUUUCAUGACCACGCCAGAUAUGGGCUUCGUUACUCAUUCCCCAGACCCCCUUAACCGAUCGCCAACUAUUCUGACAAGCGCCACUGGGACCUUCUCCAUGACGGAAAACUCGGUUUAUUUCGGCUUCGUAAACAUGCGUCGACCGAAAAGCAUGAUCAGAACCUCAGUUCGUGACUCCUUCAAGUAUUGCACUGUGGUCAUCAUCCUAUUCUUGCUCUGGGGAUUUUCAUACGGCAUAUUAAACCAGCUCAAUAACGCGGUCUCUGCGGUCUCGGGCAUGUCGACCGCCGAAACGAUAGGGCUUUCGUCAAUUUACUUUGGAGGGGGGUAUUUACUCGGUCCGUUGCUUGUUGGCGAAUGGAUUCUGCGACUUGACGAACACUCCAGGUCCGGGAAGAAAACGAACGGUUCGGAUCGUAUCGGUGGCUACAGGGCAACAUUCAUAGUGGGGCUCUGCUUAUAUGGCGUGGGGACGAUUAUGUUUUGGCCUAGUGCUGUCCUUACUUCGUUCGCCGGUUUCAUGGUCUGCAACUUCGUCGUCGGAUUUGGCCUUUCGGUCAUAGAGACCGGGGCUAACCCGUUUAUCGUCUUCUGUGGCCCGAUGGAUUAUGCAGAGAUGAGACUCUGUCUAGCCCAGGGGAUCCAGGCUGUCGCAACUGUUUUAAGUGGGCUUCUAGCUGAGAGAGUCUUCUUUACUAAGCUCGAAAUGAAUACUUCCACCACCAACACAAAUCCGACGACGCUGCUGGACGUCCAGUGGACGUAUUUAGCUAUUACACUUCUGUGCGCGGCGCUGGCGCUCUUCUUUUAUUACAUGCCUUUACCGGAGGUCACCGACACCGAGAUGGAGAACUCCACGCGAUACCUCCCGGUCGACCCUAAAAAGCGAAGUUUCGGUGGAUUACAACUUCGAACAUGGACCUUAAUACUGGCCGUUUUAGCCCAAUGGGCCACCGUUGCCGGCCAAGAAAGCAUGAGCAUAUUUUUUCAGAAAAUUAUCACGCCGAAAACUGCCAUGCAUGAAACCGACGGCCAGUCCAUAGAAUCAUUACUUACUCCGAAAGGGCUUACUCUUUCUAUUCCGAAUUACCUAUCAAUCUCCCAUACUGCUUUUGCUCUCUCGCGUUUUCUGGCGGCAUACCUCGCCUUUUUAUCUCCGACUCAUCCAAAGGUCCCACAGCCACGUACGAUAUUAAGCAUUACCACCGGACUUAGUAUUCUCUGCGGUAUCACAGUGGUAACCCUCCGUCCAGCGAACCCUAACCUGCUGGUAAUCCCGGUAGUCCUUUUCUAUUUCUUUGAAGGCCCCUUAUGGCCUCUUAUAUUUGCCCUUGGACUUCGCGGGCAAGGCAAACGCACCAAACGAGCAGCGGCAUAUAUCACCAUGGGUGGUUCGGGGCCGGCGUUCUGGCCAUUCGUGAUAUAUGCGGUGACUCAGCGAGGUGGCAGCGUUCAGACGGCAUUCGCUGUGGUCCCUGCUCUUUUCGUUCUAGCGGGAUUCUUUUCCCUCUUUUUGGACUUGAAGAGAGAUGCCCGAGCUUUGGUCGACGCUCGUGUCGGUGCUGAGAAUCAGUCCAGAAUACAGGAUCGCGCUAAUCGGGACAUGGAUCUUGACACUAUCCUUGAAGCGCGGCGUCGAGCAUCACUAGCUGGUCUACCAGCUGAUAACGAGAAGACAGGCUUCUUCAAGAGGCUCUCAAUUGCACUGGGCAAAGGCAGUAGUGCACUCCCUGCCCGAAAAGACUCGGACCCUCCGACUUCAGAGCACCGUGAGGCGAGCAGUGGAAGCCCUGGUUGAGAUAAAGAGAGCUGUUGAUACCUACCUAACCCUCGAAUAAAGAUCAAUCACCCGGUUGUUAACUUGGAUUCGCGCGACCUCCUCGGAAUCAACAAUGAUCCUAAUGAUUUAGUAAAGAGUCAUUGGCGGAGAGGCGGAUUGAGAGGCACCAUUCAGGCUCUACGACA